Pteronotus mesoamericanus is the source of this 2566-nucleotide messenger RNA. Its product is annotated as cytochrome P450 2B4. The record is from RefSeq and is a predicted model, not a curated record. Bases 43 to 1518 code for a protein of 491 amino acids. The transcript is spliced from 9 exons. Gene Ontology annotation, cellular component: cytoplasm; intracellular membrane-bounded organelle. Lineage: Eukaryota; Metazoa; Chordata; Mammalia; Chiroptera; Mormoopidae. Gene Ontology annotation, biological process: xenobiotic metabolic process; epoxygenase P450 pathway. Gene Ontology annotation, molecular function: arachidonate epoxygenase activity; heme binding; oxidoreductase activity, acting on paired donors, with incorporation or reduction of molecular oxygen, reduced flavin or flavoprotein as one donor, and incorporation of one atom of oxygen.
GGCUGAGACUGCAGUAAGCUGGAAGGCAGUCAGACUGGGACCAUGGAGCUCUGCAUCCUCCUUCUCCUUCUUCUCCUCUCAGGAGUCUUGAUUCUCCUGGCCAGGGGCCACACAAAGACACAUAGCUGUCUUCCGCCAGGCCCCCAUCCUCUUCCUUUCCUGGGGAACAUUCUACAGAUGGACAGAAGAAGCCUACUCAGAUCCUUCCUGAAGCUCCGAGACAAAUACGGAGAUGUCUUCACGGUAUACCUGGGGUCAAGGCCUGUGGUCAUGCUAUGUGGGUCAGAGGCCAUUCGAGAGGCCCUGGUGGACCAAGCUGAGGUGUUUUCUGGCCGGGGAAAAAUGGCCAUUUUGGAUCAAGUCUUUAAAGGAUAUGGUGUGUCUUUUGUCAAUGGGGAAUGUUGGAAGGCCCUUCGGAAAUUCACUCUGGCAGCCAUGAAGGACUUUGGAAUGAGGAAGCAGAGUAUGGAGGCUCGCAUUCAGGAGGAGGCCCAGUGUCUGGUGGAGGAGCUCCGGAAAUCCCAGGGAGCUCUCCAGGACCCCGCCACCAUAUUCCAAGCCAUCUCUGCCAACAUCAUCUGCUUCACUCUCUUUGGAAAACGCUUUGAUUACAGAGACCCUGAGUUUCAGAGGCUUCUUGACAUGUUCCACCAGACCUUCACACUUAUCAGCUCUUUCUCUGGCCAGAUGUUUGAGCUCUUCUCUGAUAUCUUGAAGUACUUUCCUGGCACACACAGGCAAAUCAACAGAAACAUGCGGGAAGUCAAAGACUUCAUUGGCCGCAGUGUGGAGGAGCACAGACAGACCCUGGACCCCAGCUCCCCCCGGGACUUCAUUGAUAACUACCUGCUCCGCAUGGACAAAGAGAAGUCCAACCCAGUGAGCGUGUUCAACCACCAGAACCUCAUCAACACUGUGCUCGCUCUAUUAUUCGGGGGCAUGGAGACCACAAGCACCACUCUCUACUACGGAUUCCUGUUCUUUCUCAAAUACCCACACAUCACAGGGAAAGUCCACAAUGAGAUUGAUCAGGUGAUUGGCUCCCACUGCCCUCCAGCCCUUGAUGACCGAGCCAAAAUGCCAUACACUGAAGCAGUCAUUAAUGAGAUUCAGAGAUGCGGAGAUAUCCUCCCCAUUGGCGUACCCCACAUGGUCAUGAAAGACACUCAAUUCAGAGGUUACAUCAUCCCAAAGGGCACCGAUAUAUAUCCCCUCCUGAGCACCGCUCUCUUUGACCCGCGUUACUUUGACACACCAGACACCUUCAACCCUGACCGCUUUCUGGAUGCCACUGGGGCACUGAAGAAUAAUCGAGCUUUUAUGCCCUUCUCCAUAGGGAAGCGCAUUUGUCUUGGUGAAGGCCUCGCCCGUGCAGAAUUAUUCCUCUUCCUCACCACCAUCCUCCAGAAUUUCUCUGUGGCCAGUUCCAUGGCCCCUGAAGACAUUGAUCUCACACCCCAGGAGUGUGGAGUGGGCAAAGUGCCCCCUACAUACCAGAUCCGCUUCCUCUCCCGCUGAGUUGAAGGAAGCAGCUCAAAGGAUUCCAUGGUGAUAAAGUAUUCCUGCCCCUGCAGGGAAUAUCUCCUGCCUCUGUUCAUGUUCUGCAUCUGAGAGAUCUGCUGCAAGCCUGUAUCCCUCCCCACCCUUGUUUUCCACCUCCAUGAGAAGGUCCUUUCUGUGUCUCGUCUCUGCUCAGCAUGCUGCAGCUCUUCUAAAGACUCAAGGAGGUGUUUUCAUUUCCUCUGUUAAUGGAAUUCCAGAAGUGGUCUAUACAUAGAAACUGGAAGCUGAAAGGGGAAACUCAGCUCAGGAUCUCUCUGCAGUUCUGCCUCCCAGACCACUGCUCACCCUGACUGAUGUCUACCUUCCUUAGAGCAGCCACAGUGUCCAUUUAGCAACUCCAUAUGCUCCAUGAUCUGUACAUACAUGAUCUUGCUUAAUCCUACUCCCAAUAGCCCCACAUGGUGGGCACAAUAAUCAUGUCUAUUGUACAUACAAGUAAUCCAAGUUCACAUGGAUAGUGAAUAGAGGAGUAAGUGUCACACUCAGUAUCCAUGGCUCUAGGACUCAAACUCUUUAACAAAGUUCCUCCCACCCAUAUAUUUUUGAAUUAAAGUGACUCAGAGGGAAAAAAAGUCAACCAUUUUCACAAGUGAUGUAAUUUAGUGCUUUCUGUAUCUCUGGAUUUGCCUUUUUUGCAUAUUUUAUAUAAUGGAAUCACACAAUAUGUGGCCAUUUGUGACUGGCUUCUUUCACUCAGCAUAUUUUUGAGGUCCGCCUUGUAGACCAUAGUUGUGCCCAUUCAUUGUCCUCCUGCUUCCUCAUCUUUUCUUUUUUUUAAAGGCUUUAUUUAUUUAUUUUUAGAGAGAGGGGAAGGGAAGGAGAAAGAGAGGGAGAGAAACAUCAUUGUUUGGUUGCCUUUCAUGUGCUCCCCACUGGGGACCUGGCUCACAACCCAGGCAUGUGCCCUGACUGGGAAUCGAACUGGUGACCGUUCAGUUCUCAGGCUGGCACUCAAUCCACUGAUGGCUCCAACCAAGGCUCAUCUUUUCUUUUCAAUUUGAAA